GGUGAACAACGUGCUGAACGGAUAGCAGUUCGAGGCAUUUUAGGGUAAAACGCUCUUAAUAGGCGGUACUGUACAGCAUUGCCGUUGAAUGUUUUAACUUGGUAGGGAAACGGGUGUGAUCCAUUGAAAAAAAACAAAACAACUUGAAAGAGAGUGUCCAGCAGACCGGACGACAGCAAAACAAAGAGGGCCAUUGUUUCUUUAAGAAUUGCGACAAAAUUGUGAAUUAUUGUAUUCUAGAUCCGGGGUAAAGGGCGUUUUCUCGCUGGACAACAGGAUAAACCUAAUACAUGUAGUUACUUUGAGAUAGCCAGCUGUGGAGAAACUAAUAAAUAAUAAUAAUACAAAAAAAAAAAAACGACCUCUAGGGGGAGAGUGAGACAGCUCUGCGAGGGAGUGAGACGGGAGGGAGAGGAGAGAGCAGCUGGUAGGCAGGCAGACAGGGAGGCAAGCAAGCAAGCAAGCAAGCAGGGGAAAAUGAAUUAUAAUACACCGGCAUGGCUACAGUGUCUCUAACGUGAUGCAAUGACCGUACUCGCCACUGAACAACGAAAAGAACACACUACAAAUUGCGCGACUGUCACGGUUUUGGGCCAGUCUUCCUGCAGAUAAUAAUAAUAAUAAUUGCGAGUGGCACAGCAGAGCGUUGCUUGUGAGCAGAGCUGGGACUGCACUCCUGACUCUUGUCCAGUGCUGUGUGUUUUUUUUUUUUUUUUUUUUUCCCCCCCCCCAAGUCACGUGUGGAUCAAUGCCUUGUCUAACUGAAGGAAGCAGGUUUGGGAGCAGAACUAGAAACCAGACAGGAUGUCAUGGUUCAGUGGCGUAUUAAUGCCCAAAGUGGAUGACCGCAAGACGGCUUGGGCCGAGCGCAAUGGCAAGAAGCCCAAACGAAAGGGCUCCUCGUCGCUGUGCAACCCCCGCUACAUGAGCUGCCUGCGGGACGCCGAGACCAUGGAGCCGCCCCCGCCCCCGCCCAACCGCGCCCACCACCACCACCACAACCGCGCCAACGCCGGGGGCAGCUUCGGAGUGCGCUGCGGCUGGCAGGAGGACCACUAUGCCAACAAAGGGGUGGGCAAGAAGAGCUCCGGGGGCCACAUGGACAUGGGACUCAAAUCCGUGGACCUGGGCUUCGAAGACGGGGAUCUGAAAGCCGGGAAAGCCCUGGAAGAUGGAGGCCCGGUCACGGCUGCAGAUUGCUGGCUCCGGGUGGUGCGGGUGUUCCAAUCCAAGAAGUUCCACUCGACCAAGCUGGAGAGGCUCUACCAGCGCUACUUCUUCAGUAUGAACCAGAGCAGCCUCACCAUGCUCAUGGGGGUCCUGGUGGUUGUGUGCGGGGUCAUGCUCGCCUUCCACUGCAUCCACGGGGACCAGGACGUGGCCUACAUGUCUGUUCUGUCUGUGGCCAUGGCGCUCUUCCUGGCCUUCAUGGUCGUGUGUAACCGGAACGGGUUCCACCAGGAUUACAUGUGGAUCGUCAGCUACCUGGUCAUCACCGUGCUGUUCGUGGUGCAGGUGUUCGGGGUCCUCAUGGUGGCCCCCCGCAGUGCCUCGGAAGGGAUAUGGUGGUCUGUCUUCUUCAUCUACAUCAUCUACACCCUCCUGCCCGUCCGCAUGAGGGCAGCGGUCCUCAGUGGGCUUGUGCUGUCCACUAUCCAUCUAGUGACCUCCUGGAGACUCAAUCUGGAGGACCAAUUCUUAUGGAAGCAGCUCAGUGCAAACGUGCUCAUUUUCCUGUGUACGAACAUCAUCGGGGUCUGCACGCACUACCCAGCCGAGGUGUCUCAGAGACAGGCCUUCCAGGAGACACGCGGUUACAUCCAGGCACGUCUGCACCUGCAGAGGGAGAACCAGCAGCAGGAGCGUCUGCUGUUGUCUGUGCUGCCGAGACACGUUGCCAUGGAAAUGAAGGCAGACAUCAACGCCAAGAAGGAAGACAUGAUGUUUCACAAGAUUUACAUCCAGAAACACGACAACGUCAGUAUCCUGUUUGCUGACAUCGAGGGCUUCACUAGCCUGGCGUCGCAGUGCACUGCCCAGGAACUCGUCAUGACCCUGAAUGAACUCUUCGCCCGAUUCGACAAACUGGCAUCCGAAAACCACUGUUUGAGAAUCAAGAUCCUGGGAGAUUGUUAUUACUGUGUGUCGGGGCUGCCAGAGCCCAGGGCUGACCACGCCCACUGCUGCGUGGAGAUGGGCGUCGACAUGAUAGAGGCCAUCUCGCUGGUGCGGGAGGUCAUGGGGGUCAACGUGAACAUGCGCGUGGGGAUCCACAGCGGGCGUGUGCACUGCGGGGUCCUGGGGCUGCGCAAGUGGCAGUUUGACGUGUGGUCCAACGACGUCACUCUGGCCAAUCAGAUGGAGGCUGGGGGCAAGGCGGGACGUAUCCACAUCACCAAGGCCACUCUGAAGUAUCUGAAUGGGGAUUAUGAGGUGGACCCUGGCUUUGGGGGAGAGAGGAACGCUUACCUGAAAGAGCAGAACAUCGAGACCUUCCUCAUCGUGGGCUGCAGCCAGAAACGAAAAGACGAAAAAGCCAUGAUGGCGAAGAUGCAGCAGGCACGUGCCAACUCCAACGAGGGUCUGGUGCCACGCUGGGUGCCCGAGCGCUCCUUCCCCAGGACCAAGGACUCCAAGGUCUUCAGGCAGAUGGGAAUUGAUGAAACUACAAGCAAAGACAACCGCUGUACCCAGGAGGCUCUGAACCCAGAGGACGAGGUGGAUGAGUUCCUGGGCCGCGCGAUUGAUGCCAGGAGCAUUGACCAGCUCCGCAAGGACCACGUCAAGAAAUUCCUGCUGACAUUCCAGACUCCUGACCUGGAGAAGAAGUAUUCGAAGAAGGUGGACGAUCGCUUUGGGGGCUAUGUGGCCUGCACUCUCCUUGUCUUCUGCUUCAUCUGCUUCAUUCAGAUCGUUAUAUUUCCACAUUCCCCUCUGAUGCUGGGCAUCUACAUCAGCAUCUUUGUGAUUCUCGCCAAUAUUCUCUUUGUGUGUGCAAUUUACUCCUGUAUAAAGGUAUUUCCUGCAGCCAUGCAGACAGUCUCGAAGAAGAUCGUUCACUCCCGGACUAACAGCACCCUGGUGGGGGUCUUUACCCUUGUCCUCGUUUUCAUCUCUGCCUUUGUCAACAUGUUUGCCUGUAACACUGAAGCACUCCAGGACUGUAUCUCGCGUGUGUUUAACAUCACACCAGACCAGGUGAACCUCUGUCACAUCAAGAACCACAGCGUCUCUCUAGGGGAUGAACUGGGGCUGUGCGGAGAAGACAGCCUGGCCUGCAGCUUCCCAGAGUACUUCAACUACAGUGUGCUGCUCACCCUGCUGGCGUGCUCGGUGUUCCUGCAGAUCAGCAGUAUAGGGAAGCUGGCCCUCAUGCUGGGGAUCCAGUUGGUUUACAUCGUCAUCGUGGAGUGGCCCGAGGUCACGCUGUUUGACAACUAUGACCUGUUCGUCUCGGCCAAUGACCUAUCUACUUUCAAUGAAACAUGGACCUGGCCCGCUGUCAAUGGCACAAUAAGUUGUCAGGUGGCUGGUACCAAGGUGGCUCUGAAGUUCAUGACCCCAGUGGUUCUGACUGUAUUCGUCCUGGCGCUGUAUCUACACGCCCAGCAGGUGGAGUCCACCGCACGCCUGGACUUCCUGUGGAAACUGCAGGCGACGGAGGAGAAGGAGGAGAUGGAGGAGCUGCAGGCCUAUAACCGCCGUCUGCUGCACAACAUCCUGCCCAAGGACGUGGCCGCCCACUUCCUGGCCCGCGAGCGGCGCAACGACGAGCUGUACUACCAGUCCUGCGAGUGCGUGGCCGUCAUGUUCGCCUCCAUCAGCAACUUCUCCGAGUUCUACGUGGAGCUGGAGGCCAACAACGAGGGCGUGGAGUGCCUGCGGCUGCUGAACGAGAUCAUCGCUGACUUCGACGAGAUCAUCAGUGAGGAGAAAUACCGUCAGCUGGAAAAAAUCAAGACCAUCGGCAGCACAUACAUGGCAGCCUCGGGACUCAACGACUCGACGUACGACAAAGAGGGCAAGUCCCACAUCGUUGCUCUGGCCGACUAUGCCAUGAGACUCAUGGAGCAAAUGAAGUACAUCAACGAGCAUUCCUUCAACAACUUCCAGAUGAAGAUUGGGUUGAACAUUGGGCCUGUGGUUGCCGGGGUGAUUGGAGCCAAGAAGCCCCAGUAUGAUAUAUGGGGGAACACUGUGAAUGUGGCCAGUCGAAUGGACAGCACUGGAGUCCCAGAUCGCAUUCAGGUGACGACAGAUUUGUAUCAGGUCCUGGCUAGCAAAGGCUACCAGCUGGAGUGCCGGGGAGUGGUAAAGGUCAAAGGCAAAGGAGAAAUGAUGACCUAUUUCCUGAACGAUGGGCCUCAGAGCAGUUAGCAGCGACCCGAGGGCAGGAGCAGGCAGCCAUGGAGGUGAAGAAACUCACAGAUCACACGGAUAAAGGCCUCGUCGAACCUCAAACUGAAUUUCCAGAGAACAAAAGCAAACACAUUUGUUGAUGAUGAUGUUGUUGUGUUUUUUUUUUUUUUUUUAAAACAAGAUGAAGGCUUUGGUAAACCGGUUUCUGUUAUUUGAAGGAAGUAAGUACGAAAGGCCCUGUUGGGUCGCUGUAAGGAGCUUUUGUGAAACGGUUAAGCUACAGUUCAGAAGAAAAUCAAACACAGGUACUUAGUCUUCGCUUUCCUUCUCGUCAACAUGGAUUAUUUAUUUUCUCUGUAGUGUGCGGGGAAAAAACCCUCUUUGAAACCAUUGACCAAAGAACAAGAAAAACCAAGCCUGGUUAUUUUUUUUGUCAAGUACAUGGGCACCUGGUGGUAAUUUUAACCCUUCAGUGGUUUGCUAUGUGUGGGUUCCUCAGCUGUUUUCCUUCUACUGCAGUACAUUUCUGAAGCUACUGGUGACCGACAGUAGUUAGCUCUCCUAUUUUAGGGCUCAUUUCUUCAUUCAGAAGCGGAGGAGAUCAAAUGAGUCAUCAAUCUGUUCUUUCUGAUUGUCUUGGAAGUCAAAGACACAAAACAAGCCAAUACUUUUAACUUUGCCUUUAAACUAACUGCAAAGCCAGUGUGGCCUGCUAGGCCCAAAUGAAAGCCUGGGGCUCCAUUUCUUUUGUUUUUGUUCGGCACGCCCAAGGCCUAAAACGACACUGUCUUCGGGAUUAUAUACGCGCAAGUAAACAAAAUUGGAGACCGUAUUGUGUGUUUAUAUGUACAGUAAUGACAUUUCUUCUCUUUAAAAGAAGUAUUUUUGGUACAAAAUAAAUAAAUAAAUAAAUAACCUUCAGAAAUGAAGACACAAAGGCAUUCUUAAUGUUUCCAUGGUACCAGACAGUAUAUAACCUUCUAAUUGUUAUAGAAAUACUUUUUUUUAAAGAAAACUAUAAUUAUAAUAUAUAUAUAUAAUGACUGAAUACUGUGCUUUAUAAUCUACAAGGGGCGAAAUUAUUUUCACUGUGAAGUUUAUAUGAUACAACGAACUGCUCUCUUGCCAACUCUAAAGCAUGACACUUUAAAAAAAAAAAAAAAAAAAAAAAAAAAAAAAAAAAAAAAAUUGCCUCAUUUUGGUUUUUAUUAUUUUUUUGUGUGCGUGCGUUGUCAUUUUUGUUUUUUGUUUUUUUUUCCCCAAAUCCUGAAUUGAACUUUUCCCACUUCUGUUACAAAGUGCCAGAGUAAACAAACACUAAAACUGCGGUCCCGGUUUGUGUUUAAUUGUAUAAAGUCUGUACAUUUUAGGAAGUGCCUGGCUUCAGUGUAUAAAAUCAAUUUGUAAAUCUUUUAUCAGAUGAAUCCAUUGGGGGGGGGGGGGUGUUCCCACAAAACUAAAACCACAAAGCUGAGCGAGACACUGGGGUUAUA
This is a messenger RNA of Polyodon spathula (Mississippi paddlefish), 5852 nucleotides long. It is a transcript of the gene adcy6a, whose product is annotated as adenylate cyclase 6a. Gene Ontology annotation, molecular function: adenylate cyclase activity. Gene Ontology annotation, cellular component: plasma membrane. The coding region runs from base 805 to 4377 and encodes 1190 amino acids. The transcript has 24 exons. The record is from RefSeq and is a predicted model, not a curated record. NCBI's taxonomy places the organism in Eukaryota, Metazoa, Chordata, Actinopteri, Acipenseriformes, Polyodontidae. Gene Ontology annotation, biological process: adenylate cyclase-activating G protein-coupled receptor signaling pathway; cAMP biosynthetic process; intracellular signal transduction.